This is a messenger RNA of Ipomoea triloba (trilobed morning glory), 1596 nucleotides long. Its product is annotated as putative casein kinase II subunit beta-4. The record is from RefSeq and is a predicted model, not a curated record. The transcript has 5 exons. Gene Ontology annotation, cellular component: protein kinase CK2 complex; cytoplasm. Bases 285 to 1151 code for a protein of 288 amino acids. Gene Ontology annotation, molecular function: protein kinase regulator activity. NCBI's taxonomy places the organism in Eukaryota, Viridiplantae, Streptophyta, Magnoliopsida, Solanales, Convolvulaceae.
GAGAAGAGAACCUUACAGGAGCAUAGGAGGCUCUCUCUCUCUCUCUCCCUCUCCCUCUCUCUAUGUAGACGGAGAAACCCUAGGUCUCAUCGUCUCUCUCACUCCCUGUCUUCCUCAGACAGUCUGUAUUCGCACUCUGUUUUCCUUUCUUUCUCCACAAAUAUCAAUUUUCACAGCUUCUCCAUAGUUGUGAUUCCAAGGUUUUCACUUCUCCUCUGAUAUUCCACCUAUACAUACAAUACAUACAGACAGAUAGGUAUAUAUAGGGUUGUACAGGGAAGAAAAUGUACAGAGGAGGUGGAGGAGCUUCGUUGAGGACGGACAUCGCGGAGGGGCCGCUGGAUCGGAAGCGAAUCAACGAUGCGUUGGAUAAGCACUUGGAGAAGUCUUCGCCUUCCACCUCCAGGGCCUUGAAGGAUAAGGCAGUUUCAAACGCCACCGGCAAAUCGCUGCUGCUGCAGCAGCAGCAGCUGCUCGACGCCCGCUCUUCCUCCACUCUUACCACUAAGAACAAGUGCUCCGAUGAUGAAUCUGAAACAGACAGUGAAGAGUCUGAUGUUAGCGGUUCUGAUGGGGACGAUACAUCGUGGAUUUCAUGGUUCUGCAACCUGCGAGGAAAUGAGUUUUUCUGUGAAGUUGAUGAUGAGUACAUACAAGAUGAUUUCAACCUUUGUGGAUUGAGCAGUCAAGUUCCGUACUAUGAUUAUGCACUUGACCUCAUUCUGGAUGUUGAGUCCUCCCAUGGUGAUAUAUUCACUGAAGAGCAGAAUGAACUUGUUGAGUCAGCGGCAGAAAUGUUGUACGGCCUGAUUCAUGUGAGAUAUAUUCUGACAACCAAGGGCUUGGGUGCAAUGUUAGACAAGUACAAAAACUAUGAUUUUGGGAGGUGCCCACGAGUUUAUUGCUGCGGACAGCCUUGCCUUCCUGUUGGGCAGUCAGAUAUUCCUCGCUCAAGUACUGUUAAAAUAUACUGCUCAAGAUGCGAAGAUAUCUACUAUCCAAGAUCCAAGUACCAAGGAAAUAUUGAUGGAGCUUAUUUUGGGACCACAUUUUCUCACCUCUUUUUGAUGACUUAUGGACACCUCAAGCCACAAAAACCAAGUCAGAGCUAUAUCCCAAAAGUAUUCGGCUUCAAACUCCACAAGCCAUGAAGAUAAGUGGUGGCAUUGUUUGGGAUAAUCAUAUUUCUUCCAAGAGAACUCCCGAUCUGGCUCCCAUGAUGUGCAAGUAGUUAGCAGCCAGGUAAAGCAAAGCUGUCUUUGAUAUCCAGGAACUGCUUUGUUGAUAAAACAGAAAGCACCUAUACCCAGUCCUUCAAGCUAAACUCGUGCCUUAGUCUGCACUGUGAAUUUAGGCGCGCAUUUCUCUAUCCUGGUUGAUAAUUGUCAUCAGUAACCUACUUUGUACUUAUAUGUUUAUACUUUAAUUUCUUCCCCCCCCCACCCCAAGUAUUACAAGUUUCAUUUAAUGGUGAAGGUAAUGCCCCAAUUCCAGUCUUUUUAUAGCACUUUAACCCAAUUGUACAUGGUCAGACCUGUUGUUAUUUUCCUAGUUGAAUGUUUGGUGACCAAACAUAUGAUAUGGACCUUUUUAAAA